Trichophyton benhamiae CBS 112371 is the source of this 702-nucleotide messenger RNA. RefSeq lists its product as uncharacterized. The coding region runs from base 1 to 702 and encodes 233 amino acids. NCBI's taxonomy places the organism in Eukaryota, Fungi, Ascomycota, Eurotiomycetes, Onygenales, Arthrodermataceae. The record is from RefSeq and is a predicted model, not a curated record. The transcript has a single exon.
AUGCCCUACUUUGAAAAACGAAAGCUCACGCGCCGCGCCAUAAAUUUCCUUUUCCUGGGCUUCUCCCUCCCGCCGAUACUGGAUGUCAGCUCGGGACUCUCCGAAUACCUCAAAUCCCUCAACGCUCUCCUACUCGAGUUCGAAUCCUUCCAACAGAUCCAUUCCGUGGAUGGGGGACCUGCUGCAACUCUGGCCCGUGCAAGGCUGCCGCACAUGUUCAAGCGGUCAGGCCAGUCCACCAAGGUGAGACGGACAAGCUCAGCUACCGAGAUUGGUCUGCCCAUGCAAUCUGGAGGAGUAGAUCACCACUCUGAACUUAAGCCCAUGGGCAACAUGGCCUCCGCAGGCGGCACCUCUGCAGUCUCCACGUUCCCGUCUAACUCUGAGUCACAGGAUCUACUCCCUGGUGAAGAAUACACAUUCCUCCUUACGCCUUCGUUACCGUUUGACCCGGACUACUUUGAGAUAUUCGCCACUCUAUGCGACGUGCUUAUCGACUGCUAUUCGAGGCUGGUCUCCCUUGUUUCUCACCCUAGCCUUUGCAAUGCUGCUAUGGGCGAACUCUUUACCAAGGCUGACGCAAAGCUACGGAAAGUGAUCGUAAGUGGUAUUGUCAGAGAGUUUGAAGACGCCAGCCGGGCCAGCGCGAAGAGCGAGGUCGCUGGAGUUGGACGUAUGGUUUUAGGUGGACUCCUGGGUUAA